AUGGCAACAAGUCUCGAUGUCGACGGAUUCAUGAAUGCUUUCUUGAGGAUGACCAACCGGCGCGGCGUUCCGAUACAGGUCGUCUCCGAUAAUGGCACCAACUUCGUCGGAGCCGCCAACGAGAUGAAGAAGCUUCUGAAGGCAAUGGAGGGAGAUGUGCAGCGUCGAGCAGCGGACAAAGGCAUCAAGUGGUCAUUUAACCCGCCGGCUGCUCCACACUUUGGUGGCGUACACGAGGCACUAGUGAAAUCUGCAAAGCGUGCCAUCUUCGCCAUCCUAGCAGGUGCGGAAGUGAAUGAUGAAGAAUUGGCGACUGCAAUCACCGGCGCAGAGGCGUUACUGAAUUCACGACCACUUACCUACCAGUCAGCAGAUGCCAGAGAUUUGCUGCCGUUGACACCCAAUCAUUUCCUUUAUGGACACCAGGGCCAGCCAUUCGUACCAAAGGGCACCGACAUUGUGCCGCACAGCCACCGUUAUCGCUGGCGAGUUGUCCAGAGUUUGGUCCUACAACCUCUUGUACGGGCAAAGACAAAGUGA
Sycon ciliatum is the source of this 540-nucleotide messenger RNA. RefSeq lists its product as uncharacterized. The record is from RefSeq and is a predicted model, not a curated record. Bases 1 to 540 code for a protein of 179 amino acids. The transcript has 2 exons. Gene Ontology annotation, molecular function: nucleic acid binding. NCBI's taxonomy places the organism in Eukaryota, Metazoa, Porifera, Calcarea, Leucosolenida, Sycettidae. Gene Ontology annotation, biological process: DNA integration.